This is a messenger RNA of Manis javanica (Malayan pangolin), 8489 nucleotides long. NCBI's taxonomy places the organism in Eukaryota, Metazoa, Chordata, Mammalia, Pholidota, Manidae. The record is from RefSeq and is a predicted model, not a curated record.
GGUAAAGUCUGGAAAGCGCGAACCUGGGGCGCCUGCGCACGCCUUCCACGCUGCGCCCCCGGCCGAGAGACCCCAGUAGGACGCCUGAUCGAGCCAAGGGCAGAGGCACCCUCCUCAUCCAGGAACCCCGUGAACUCGGCCCUGGGAGAACGUGCUCCCGACCCAUGCAGGAGGCUUGCACGAAGUAGGAGACUUGGCCAAUUUUGCUGAUGAAGGUAGAAGGAAGCCUGGGAGGUAAGUCGAAGUGGAAGUCAAAGGUGUGGCUGCUUGCAGUUAGCCAAUUAUCUGAAAGCAAAACACACCGCCAUCAGAAGGUUCUGGACUCUUUUUUCUUCUUUUUUUCCUCUUCAUUUGUUGUUCUGGCAGGGAGGUUGUUCUGAGCUCGGCCCUCCUGUCCCCGAGUGAAGCUGAAUUGUGUGCUUUUAGGGACCUGCAUGGCCUGUAAAUACUAAGGCUCAGGCCUUAGCUGGGCUAGAGAGGGAUCUCCUGGGUGGGUGACGAGGCUGAAGUGGUGACUCUUGCUUUGUGCUUGAGAAACUGGAGGUCAGGUCCUCAGAAUUCAGACGCAUGUUUGCCCAGCAAAACAUUCUGAGUCCCUACUGUGAGUCAGAGGCUGUUUUAGGCUGCGUUUAUAGCAGUGAGCAAGGCAGACCGAACUCCCUGCUCUCAUGGAUCUUGGCUUUCAGUGCAUGGCACACAGUAGGUGCUUAAUAUUUGAUUCAGUGGCGACUGAGGACCAGGGAGAAACUUAGAUCACCCCCAUUUCUGUACCUCCUCAUUUUACUUUUUUUCUUGCAUUUCUCCAAAACCCUCUUUUUAUUGUGUCUUCCCACUGGAUGCCAAUUCCAGUGAAGCCAGCAACCAUCUGUUUUAGUCACUGCUGGAUCUCCAGCACCUGGCAUUGUGCACAGCAGGUGCUCAAUAAAUGUUUGUGAACUGAAUGAAUGAACUUUGAGCUGUCAUUGUGAAUAUCUGGGUUCUGGUCAGCUCCUUGGGUCUUGUUAUUUUUGUGUUGCAUGUAUCUGAUGGUCAUUGUUCUAUAUGGCUUCCCUCCUAGGCAGGAACCAGGCCUCAACCCACUUCAGGUAUCCCUGGAGAUUUGCUAAAAGAUGUGUUUACCUUCCAGACCCAGGUUCCUAUAUGGCUAGGGUUGGCUACUGGCCUCAUCCUUACCCUCCACCAGGAAUGUUUUUGUCUUGUGCACGUAGUCAGCCAUGUUGCUGCAGAUCACCUUUCUGCUAUAAUCGCAGGAUGCCCCGAUUUCUUCAUUCCAUUCCACGUAGCCUCUUCCCACAAGCUCCACCUUCACUAUGGGAUCCAUUAGGGUGCUGUUCAGGAUAAGAACCACCUGCCCUUUUAUGCUGGAGCCGGCCAGGUAGACUGCAUCCUUGGGCAGCAGUAAUUCAAUCGACUUCACCACAGACAUGAGGGGGUUGCGCUGAUGGAGAGACAUCCUCCCCCUUCCCCUAUCCCACUGCGAUUCCCAGUUCCUUGGCCACAGUGAGGUCACUCUUCUAUGACAUCAUCCAGCUAAGGUUCUGGGAAGGGGUUCCCCGUGGCCGGGGUGUUGUUUGGGGAUGGGUGGCAACAAUCCUGAGGUCCUCACUGGCUCAUGAAAUGGUGACCACUUUUUCCUGGGAAAUAACCAAAAACAACCACAACACCCCAGCAUUCUUGCUACAUAGUGGGAAAAGUCUUCCAGCCCCUGAGUGAAGAAGGCAUUAUAAGCCCCAUUUAUGGAUGGGGAGGCAUGGGGAAUGAACCCAAAGGUAUUUUCUGCCCUAUCAGAUGACCUCCAAAUGUGUUAUGUGCCUUCUUAGAGUCCCACAUUGGUUUGGGGCCAUACACAGAUAAUCAUUGUCAUUUGAAUGGCUCUGUAUUUAUUCCAGUCUGUGUUAGAAAAAUAUUGCAGAUAAGGCUAGGACAUGAAAUGUGGUUUGUGCUGAAGGUGCUCAGAGCAUCUUGUCCAUGUUGUACCCCUAAAUACAGACACCCUCUCCCUGCACAACUGACAUUUCUCUUUAUGUCGGAGUCUCCCCCAUUGGAUGGGAAGUCCCUCCAGGGUAGGACUUUGUCUCUGGAAGCUCGAGUCCAAGUCCAUCAAGGUCUUCUUGACUCAGGGCCUGGUUCAGACAAGGGGGAAAGGGGUGAUUAAAAGUUUGUUGAAUGACAUAAUGACCUUUGAGAGCCUAUCACUUUACAAAAGGGAAACAGAGCCCUUUGCAUCCUAGUGGUUAUGCCUGGGGCCUGAUUUGCACAGGGGCUGUUGCCUAAGUGGGAGGGACAAUGAAGCAGAGGAGAGAGGGAGUGUCCAUUCUCCAGACUGAUGAGCCUCAUUCAUUGUCUUUGUUGCCUCUUGCUUUAUUUUAUGUCAUGUCUUUCACAGAAACAUCUUGUCUACCUAACUGGUUUGUAAGCUGCUUUUGGAGAUGCCUGGCAAAGUCUUUUACUCGUAUUUCUUAAUUAACCCAAGCAACCCCCCUUUUUCGAAAUGACUAGAGAAGUGGAAACUUGCAUCCCUCUGUCUUUUCUGCAGGGAAAGCCAGACACCUCUUUCUGUGUUAGUUAUGAUAUGCAAGGAGCCUGGGUUGUGCUCUGUACCAAAUGUACGUGAAGAAUGUAUUCCCUCUUUUGACCAUGUUGAGUUUUUGCAACAGCAGGCACAAACAUGAUAUGCCCUCCCCAGGAAUAGGCCAGGUUCCCGCGGCAGGUGUUCUCAUUCUGGAAGAUCUCAUCUGUUUUACAAAUUCCGGCAGGUCUGCUUGAUAACUGCUCCUAUCUGUGACAUGGCCUCUACACACCUGAUAGCUGAGCCAUUGGACACACAGAUGGAGUCCUGAAGUUGGAGAAAAUUAACAGCCCCAUCUCUGUGUUGAAUUUGAACUGCACUCAUUUCCUUAUGGCUUCUGUAACAAAUGACCACAAAUUUGGUGGCUUAAAACUACACGCAUUCGAGUCUUUCUCAGUGUUUCAAAAAAAACCCAAAACUACACACAUUCAUUGUGUUACAGUUCUGGAAGUCAGCAGUCCACAAUGGGUCUUAAGGAGCUAAAAUCAAAGUGUCAGCAGGACUGCACUCUAGGGUUCUGGGAGAGAAUCCGGCCCUUGCCUUCUCCAGCUUCUAGAGGUUUCUUACAUUCCUUGCCUCUAGAUCUCAUCAUCCCAACCUUUGCUUUGUCACUUCUUCCCAGACUUGACUCUCCUGCUUCUCUCUUUUUCUUGUUAAGACUCUCAGGAUGACUCUGGACCAGCCUGGAUAAUCUAGGAUAAUCUCCCCCUUUGAAAAAUCUUUAAUUGAAUCCCAUCUGCAAAAUCCCUUUUGCUAUAUAAGGAACCAUAUUCACAGGCUCCAGGGAUUAAGGUAUGGGCUUCUUGGGGGGCCAUCAUUCUGUCUACCAUCUGAGCAAGUAAAAGCAGAAGAUAGAAGGGACUCAGGACAGUGCCAGAGACACCUUGUAAAAACGUAAAUUGGAGCCCAUCAAUCACUUUCCUGCUCACAGUCCUCUUGUGCUACUUGCCGCUCACCAGAGGUAGGACCCAAGUCCUCCUGGUGGCCUGUGAGGUCUUCUCGGACCCCCUCCCACCUCACCUCCUCCUGCCCCCCCUUUGCGGAGUCAGCCCAGCUACAACUGGCCCCUUGCUGCUGCUCCUCCUACGUGGUUCCGUCUUUUCCGGCCUCUGAGCUUGCUCGUCCCUCCUCGUCCCGUCUGUCCUUGGUUUCUCAUCUCACGUCCCAGCUCAAACUCAUCUGCUCGGUGAGGCCCACCUCUUCACCUCAGCCAGAAUAUCCUCUGACCCCAGCCCCCACAUGGCCGCUGGUCACCCGCAGCCUAUUGUCCUAUCUUCAUCGCAGGCAGCAGUAUCUGAAACGGCUUGCUUUAUUCAUACAUACAGUGCCCGUCUCUCCAGACGAGAAUUUACCCUUCCAGAGACCAAUAACGGGGUUGCCCUGGCCCACUGUUCGGUCCCCCAGCACUGAGCACCCUGUCCAGGCGCUCUGUGGGUGCCUAGCAUGGGUCACUGUGUGCCCGCCAAGACUGGCCAGAGCUGAGCAGGCAGGGUGGAGGGGGCAGGGCAGUCCUGCCCGCCUGGACAGCCCGGAGAAGGCGGGAAAACGAGGCGGGAAAACACAGCGAACAAGCCCUGUGGGUGGAUGGGGUGGGGAGCUCUGGCCGGCCCUGACGCUAGGAAGAGGGACUGGGGCGAUCAGGCCAGCCAUCUGGGUGCAGGCAGUCUCAUGUGGGACACCCCCCCCGCCCCACUUUCUCUUGCAGUGUUUAGGCACUGAUUAUGGCCUUCUUGGUCCUACUGGUUAAUAUGUGGCGGGGGAGCAGGGCUGCGGGAAUGGAUUUAUGAGGUCAAGGGGUCCCUAUCCCAGCGGUCCAUGCCCAGGGCUCCCGGGGGGGCAGGCACAGUGGGGGUCCUAGGUCCCGCCACCGGCCCCGUUGCACACUGGGCGCGCCCAGCAGAGCGCGCAGGCUGGGCGGGGCCGCGGCCUGCUGGGCGGAGUUGGGGGGGUGGACAUAGGCGGGGGUGCCCCCCACCCCUUUUCUCGCUUCCCGCCACUGCGGCGGCCAAUCAUCUGGCAGGCGCCCGCCCCCGGCGCGGCCCUCCGCAGCCCCGCAACUCCCAAACGCCGAGUUUUCGCGGGAAAAAAAUCAGAGCAGCUGGCAGCGCGGCGGGCAGAGGCGGCCGUCCAGGCGCUUUGGGUCUCACGCACAUCUCCGCGGGGUCCGGGCCACGCACGCGGCUCCAUCGCCAUCUCCAGCCCGGCCAGGAGCGCAAGCAGGCGAGAGUGGAUCGGGGCAGCUGGAGAGCACCAGCAGACACCAUGUGGGUCCAGGUUCGCACCAUGGACGGGAAGGUGGCCCACACCGUGGACUCGUUGUCCAGACUGACCAAGGUGGAAGAGCUGAGAAAGAAGAUCCAGGAGGUGUUCCACGUGGAGCCAGGCCUGCAGAGGCUUUUCUACAGGGGCAAGCAGAUGGAGGACGGCCACACUCUCUUUGACUAUGACGUGCGCCUGAAUGACACCAUCCAGCUCCUGGUCCGGCAAAACCUGGUGCUGCUGCCCAGCAGCAGCAAGGAGAAGGACUCGGAGCUGUCAGAUACAGAUUCCGGCUGCUGCCUGGGCCAGAGUGAAUCUGACAAGUCCUCGAACAGCGGUGAGGCGGCUGUGGAGACCGACGGGAAGGCGAGCUUAGCGGAUGAAGACGUGUGGGAUGAGACAGAGCUGGGUCUGUACAAGGUCAAUGAGUAUGUGGACGCUCGGGACACGAACAUGGGGGCGUGGUUUGAGGCUCGGGUGGUCCGGGUGACCAGGAAGGCACCAUCCCAGGACGAGCCCUGCAGCUCCACCUCCAGUGCAGCGCCCGAAGAAGACGUCAUUUACCACGUGAAAUAUGAUGACUACCCGGAGAACGGAGUGGUCCAGAUGAGCUCCCGGGACGUCCGGGCUCGUGCCCAAACCGUCCUCAAGUGGCAUGAGCUGGAGGUAGGCCAGGCGGUCAUGCUCAACUACAAUCCUGACAACCCCAAGGAGCGCGGCUUCUGGUACGACGCGGAGAUCCUGCGGAAGCGCGAGACCCGGACGGCGCGGGAGCUGUAUGCGAACGUCAGGCUCGGGGAUGAUUCUCUCGAUGAUUGUCGGAUCAUCUUCGUGGAUGAAGUGUUCAAGAUCGACCGCCCGGGCGAGGGGGACCCCGUGGUUGAAAACCCAGUGCGAAGGAAGAGCGGGCCCUCCUGCAAGCACUGCAAGGACGACGAGAGCAGGACCUGCCGGGUGUGCGCCUGCCACCUGUGCGGGGGCAAGCAGGACCCCGACAAGCAGCUCAUGUGCGAUGAGUGCGACAUGGCCUUCCACAUAUACUGCCUGCACCCGCCCCUCAGCAGCAUCCCCGCCGACAACGAGUGGUACUGCCCCGAGUGUCGGAACGACGCCAGUGAGGUGGUGCUGGCAGGGGAGAAGCUGAAGGAGAGCAAGAAGAAGGCAAAGAUGGCAUCGGCCACGUCGUCCUCGCAGCGAGACUGGGGCAAGGGCAUGGCGUGCGUGGGGCGCACCAAGGAGUGCACCAUCGUCCCAUCCAACCACUACGGACCCAUCCCGGGCAUCCCCGUGGGCACCAUGUGGAGGUUCAGAGUCCAGGUCAGCGAGGCAGGCGUCCAUCGACCUCACGUGGCGGGCAUCCAUGGCCGGAGCAGCGAUGGGGCUUACUCCCUGGUCCUCGCUGGGGGGUACGAGGAUGAUGUGGACCACGGGAAUUCUUUCACGUACACAGGUAGUGGUGGUCGAGAUCUUUCCGGCAACAAGAGGACUGCAGAACAGUCUUGUGAUCAGAAACUCACCAACACCAACAGGGCCCUGGCUCUGAACUGCAGUGCACCCAUCAACGACCGCAAAGGGGCAGAGGCGAAGGACUGGCGGUCAGGGAAGCCUGUGCGGGUGGUGCGCAACGUCAAGGGCCGCAAGCACAGCAAAUAUGCCCCCGUGGAGGGCAACCGGUAUGACGGCAUCUACAAGGUCGUCAGGUACUGGCCAGAGAAGGGCAAGUCUGGCUUCCUUGUGUGGCGCUAUCUACUCCGGAGGGACGACACUGAGCCUGGCCCCUGGACAAAGGAGGGGAAAGACCGGAUCAGAAAGCUGGGGCUGACCAUGCAGUACCCAGAAGGCUAUCUGGAGGCCCUGGCCAGGAAGGAGAAGGAGCACAGCAAGACGGAGGCCGAGGAGGAGGAGGAGGAGCAGGACUUCACGUCCCCCGGGAAGGGGAAGGGCAAGCGGAGGAGCCCGUCCGCAGAAGGCGGCAAGGCCAGCCCCGGGUCCCCACAGGGGACGCCCAAGAAACCCAAGGUGGAGCCCUACAGCCUCUCGGCCCAGCAAAGCAGCCUCAUCAAGGAGGACAGGAGCAACGCUAAGCUGUGGAGCGAGAUCCUGAAGUCCCUCAAGGAUGGCCCGUUCCAGAAGUUCCUGAGUAAAGUGGAGGAAACCUUCCAGUGCAUCUGCUGCCAGGAGCUGGUAUUCCGCCCGAUCACAACCGUGUGCCAACACAAUGUGUGCAAGGAUUGCCUGGACAGGUCGUUCAGGGCGCAGGUGUUCAGCUGCCCGGCCUGCCGCUAUGACUUGGGCCGGAGCUACUCCAGGCAGGUGAACCAGCCCCUGCAGGCCAUCCUCAACGAGCUCUUCCCCGGCUACGGCAGCGGACGAUGAUCUCCAAGCACUUCUUUUUGGCUAUUUUUAAAAAAAUGUAUCAGAGGGGUCUUUGGCCCCUAUUUUGUUUUUAGUGGGCUUAAAUUAAACAUGUAGUUUUUCCUCCAUUCCCUAAAAAGCCUCGUCUUCCUGGUUUUUGUUUUUGUUUUUUUUAAUGUCAAUUUUCAGGAAUUUGUGUUAUGGCUCAAAGAAAGAAAGAAAGUUAGACUUCUCAGCAUUUUAUUUGGUUUUUAAAAAAACACAAAGCCUGUGAUUUAUCAGCAGAAAACACACACGUUUUUUUUCCGAAGAUGGAAUGGGAAACGACUGGGUGUGAAGGCUGCUCAUGUCCCCAGCGUCAAAGCCACCAGCCAGGGAUGAGGCGUCCGGCUGCCGAGAACAAUCUUUCCGAGGUUUGCGGUGAAAGCGAGCACAUCUUCAGGACAGCAUUGUAUCACCUAAAACCCAGCAAGGCGGUGUCCGGCGGUGGCCCUGGACGUGGAGGGUCCCUGCUGUCACCCACCAGGAACCUGUUGAAAGGAAGAGGAAAAAUCCCAUUUGGCCCCUUAUAAGCCCUUGCCUCAAAGCCACCCACCACCAGUCUGCUCUCGGGUUCAAGAGCUGCACGCAGGGUCCUCUGCCUGUGUGAGCAGGGAGCAGAGGCCACAGAAACUACCUCCACUGGGCUCUCGUGGGGGCUGGGUGUGCGGUGCCAACGUGGAACCACACCACGGUAGUGGACAAAGCCAUGUUCAAGUGCCUUUGUUUCUUUCUAAACAUGGGGCUCUUUUUUAGCACUGAAUUGUUGAAAAUGCCAACCAGAUUCUAAAACUGUGGUUAACCAGUUCUUCCCAAUUCUAGGUGAGUGUUUGGGGAUAGUUUUGAGUUUCGUUGGUCCUCGACAGUGCAUUUUCAACUCACCCAUUGAGACUUAUAAGAGGGAAUUUUCUUUUUUUAAUAAACACUUUCUAAAUGAAAAAUUUUUUGUAGUUACUGUAUAUGUACUAAGAAAGCUAUGACUUAGGGUUUGUUUUGUUUUAUUUUGUUGGUUUUGUAUUUUUUUGAAAUGAUUUGUUAAUUUUUCUAACUACCAAAGUUUGCAGCUUAUACCUCAACAGAACAGGAUAUUUUAAAUUACAACUGCAGACAAACUGGAGCAAUAUUGUUUUUAAGGUUUUUCUUCUUCCCUCCUUGCCUAGGUUAUUAAUGUAUUAGGGAGAAACAACAAAAUUCUGUGUAGGUGUUUUCUAAAAAGCUCAAUAUUCUUUGUCCAGAUUUUAGAUGCUCAGAAUAAAUGUCUUUUAUA